UCCCGAGGUCACCAAGAGAGAGGAGGAGGAUGAUUCCCCGGGGACUUCGUCCGCGCGACGCCAUGCUGACGACUCCUCAAUUUCCAGCACUCUUCAUCUUCACCGUGUUCCUGUCCCUGGGGAUCUGCUACGUCUACUACAAGUCUCCGACUCUCCAAUGCGGGAACGGAAUCUGCUCCCUGCUGCCUUCCAUGGUGGCGCAUCGCUGGCGGGGCUGUAUGUUGAGCCCCAACUUUUCCAGGAGAGCGAUGUCCAACAUGCCACGUGACGUCUUCCAGCACCACCAGCAGGAGAGGAGGCGAGGCGAAGCGACGGCGGUCGAUGGUGAGCAGCCGAGCGCUGGACCGAAGAUGAAAGUCAAACUGAGCCCUCAGUGCCAGCAAACCUUGAUGAGCAUCGCCAAUGACCCUCCGCCACAGACGUUCAACGAGCAGUCGGUGGUGGAGAAGAUUCUGAAGGUUCGCGAUUGUCCCUGGCUCGAGAACCGCACCGAGAUCGAAGCCUUCCGGUCGACUCACGCGAAUGCAACGGGAGGAGCGAGCCAGGUGGUGAUCACGCAAAGAAACUCGCCCAUCAACACGAGCAUCGUCUUCAACCAGAGGAGAAAGACGCUCGUGGUGGACGCAAAAGUCACGAAUCUCUUCCUCAAGGAGUUCCCCGAGCGGAGUGGGCGCUACCCUCGCUGUGCCAUCGUGGGGAACGGAGGGAUCCUCGCCAACAGCUCCUGUGGCUCCCAGAUCGACGCAGCCGACUUUGUGAUCCGAUGCAACAUCCCUCCCGUGGGGGGCGACUUCCAGGACGACGUGGGAAGCAAAACGGACAUCGUCACCUCCAACCCGAGCAUCUUCAUCAAUCGAUUCGAGUCCCUGAUCGGGAGAAGGAAGAAGUUCAUCAGGAAGAUGUCUUCGUACGGCGCCAGCAUCCUGCUCAUCCCCGCCUUCACCGUGUCUGCAUUCACGUCGCUUGCGUACAGGGCCAUAUUUACCCUGGAAGACUUUGAGUCCCAGCAGCGCGUGGCCUUCUUUAACCCCUCGUACAUGAGGGCCAUCUCUCGCUUCUGGAAGAAACGUGGCGUCCAGGAGUCGCACAUCACCUCGGGCCUCAUGAUGACAAGCGUGGCCAUGGAUCUGUGCAACGAGGUGCACGUCUAUGGCUUCUGGCCGUUCGUGUACGACCUGCCCACCCCGGUGCAGGUGAAGGAGGACGAGAGAAGGAGGAUCCCAAAGAGGAGCAGGAAGAGGAAGAAGCGGGCGCAGGCUGCCGUGCCCCUCACGGCCGCCCCUGUUGACCGACCGCUGGGCCGCCGGCUGCCCCACCACUACUAUGACGACCAGCAGCCCAAGUCAGGGCACUACAUGCCCAGCGAGUUCGCGGAGCUGCUGAGGCUGCACAGCCGCGGGGUGCUCCGCCUGCACGUGAACGCGUGCGGGGGGCAGUGAUAGCGCGGCGGUGGUGGCGGCAGCGCCUGGGGGGAGGGGGGGGCUGGUUGUUACCCACGUUCCCACCAGAACCCACGUUCCCAGCAGAACUUACGAACCCCCCAAGAACCCACGUUCCCCCUCCAGAACCCACAUUGCCACUAGAAACCUACGUUCCCCCACCAGAACCCACGAUCCCCCCAAGAACCCACGUUGCCACUAGAACUGAUGUUCCCACCAGAACCCACGUUGCCCCAACAGAACUCACGUUCCCCCCAAGAACCCACGUUCUCACCAGAACCCAGGUUCCCACCAGAACCCAGGUUCCCCCCCGGUACACACGUUCCUCCUCCAGAACCCACGUUGCCCCUCCGGAACCCACGUUCUCCCUCCGGAACCCACGUUCCCCCUCCAGAACCCACGUUCCUCCUCCAGAACCCACGUUCCUCCUCCAGAACCCACGUUCCCACCAGAACCCACCUUCCCCCAUCAAAACCCACAUUCCUCCUCCAGAACCCACGUCUCCCCUCCAGAAACCACGUUCCCCCUCCAGAACCCACAUUCCCACCAGAACCCACAUUCCCCCCGUUACCCAUGUUCCCCCUUUGGAACCCGCGUUCCUGACGGGGGGGGGGGGGG
This is a messenger RNA of Lethenteron reissneri (Far Eastern brook lamprey), 2057 nucleotides long. RefSeq names its product alpha-N-acetylneuraminide alpha-2,8-sialyltransferase-like. Gene Ontology annotation, biological process: oligosaccharide metabolic process; N-glycan processing. Gene Ontology annotation, molecular function: alpha-N-acetylneuraminate alpha-2,8-sialyltransferase activity. NCBI's taxonomy places the organism in Eukaryota, Metazoa, Chordata, Hyperoartia, Petromyzontiformes, Petromyzontidae. The record is from RefSeq and is a predicted model, not a curated record.